AUGUCCCAGAGUCGAAAGGCAAUCAUUAUCGGCGCCGGUCCUGCAGGCCUUGCAGCUGCCUUGCGUCUGCACCAGCAAACAAACGUUCAAGUCACUAUUUAUGAGUUGCGAUCAGAGCCCACUACUCUGGGUGGAGCUGUUGGUAUCCUGCCCAACGGCCUACGCCUCCUGCACCGCCUGGGCGUCUACGAGAAAGCAGCAGCCCGUGGCUUCAUCAGCUCCAAUCUGACACUGCAUUCCCUGCAGGGGCGCAUUGUAGCCCAGCAAGAUUUUGUUGGCUGGGCGCGAGAGAAGACCGGUUUUGGCUACAUACGCAUCAAGCGCACAGAUCUGGUGGAUGUUCUGUUGGAGGCGGUGCAGCAGGUUAAGAUCCCGAUCCGAUUCAACAAGCGGCUGACAACGAUCGAGGAAAGCGAUACGAGCGUGCAUGUCACGUUCGAGGACGGAUCAACUGAUACUGCAGAUAUGCUGUUCGGGUGUGAUGGUAUCCACUCGUUUGUGCGACGUGCCUACGUCGACCCUAAAAAGACUUUGGAGUAUUCGGGCAUGUCCGGUCUUGGAUCUAUCAUUUCCACCAAGGUUUUAUCGUCUACAACUACGGACCAAAUUACUGGCCUUGAUGCGACAUUGACGGAAGAUGGUAUGCUUGCCGUGAAUCCGUGUUCGGCAGCGAAAGAUGAGCUAUUCUGUUUCUUCUCCAAGGAAGUCGCCCUACCGGAGUCUGGUGAUAACCGUGACGGCUGGGAAGUGCACAGGAAGGAAGAAGUGGAUGGAUUCAAAUCUACAGUGUUGGAGACUCUGGAGAAUGCACAGGGUGAAUGGGGGCCAGCUAUCAAGGAAAUCGUCAACAACAUCUCUGUCGUGAACUUCUACCCGGUCUACAGAUUGCCACCCGGUGGAAUCUGGUCUAAAGGUCGGUGUCUUUUGAUCGGUGAUGCUGCCCACGCGAUGUCUCCACAUGCUGGACAAGGCGUUUCAAUGGCCCUUGAAGACGUCUUCCUGCUCUCUCGAUUACUGGAGGAUCCCAAAAGACCACUCAAUAAUGUCUUUGAGAUAUACGAGCGUAUUCGCCGACCUCGCAUCAAUGAUAUCUUCAAGUUAGCUGCACAGAACGCUGAAGUGCGAAGGAAGACUGGCCCAUGGGGGUUGUGGCUGAAGGAAGUUCAAUUUUCUAUGGCGAUGACACUUUCAUGGGUUUUCGGUGCAGACAAGAGGGGAUUGCGACAGGGUCACCUGGUCUACGAUGUCGAUAAAGUGGACCUAGUCUAG
Molecule: messenger RNA, 1269 nt
Organism: Penicillium daleae
Lineage: Eukaryota; Fungi; Ascomycota; Eurotiomycetes; Eurotiales; Aspergillaceae
Product: FAD-dependent oxidoreductase
Exons: 2
Coding region: 1-1269 (422 amino acids)
Molecular function (GO): monooxygenase activity; FAD binding
Source: RefSeq, a predicted model, not a curated record